This is a messenger RNA of Callorhinchus milii (elephant shark), 3207 nucleotides long. RefSeq names its product villin-1-like. The transcript is spliced from 20 exons. Gene Ontology annotation, biological process: actin filament severing; actin polymerization or depolymerization; cytoskeleton organization. Lineage: Eukaryota; Metazoa; Chordata; Chondrichthyes; Chimaeriformes; Callorhinchidae. The record is from RefSeq and is a predicted model, not a curated record. Gene Ontology annotation, molecular function: actin filament binding; phosphatidylinositol-4,5-bisphosphate binding. Gene Ontology annotation, cellular component: actin cytoskeleton; cytoplasm. The coding region runs from base 124 to 2556 and encodes 810 amino acids.
AAGUUCACGUAUUUGCAGCGUCAGGAAUCAACUCGAUCUCUCGCAGGGAGUUGCAGAGCGAGCGAGGGAAGAGAGCUCCCGGGAGCACAUCAGACUAACACAGCGAGCGUGACGGUGACGAGGAUGCCCUGCCUGAGUCCAGUAAUUGCCAGGAGCCUGCAAUCAUCAGCCGGUGUCCGGAUAUGGAGAAUCGAGAAAAUGGAGAUGGAACCGGUGCCCCAAGCGUCGUACGGCAACUUCUACGAAGGCGACUGCUACAUCGUCUUAGCGACACGGAAGAUUGCGCGCUCCCUGUGCCAUGACGUGUAUUUCUGGUUGGGGAGGCAGUCCUCGCAGGACGAGCAGGGCGCCGCCGCCAUCUACACCACACAGAUAGAUGACGCACUGCAGGGCGCCGCCGUGCAGCACCGCGAGGUCCAGAGGCACGAGUCCGAGAGCUUCCGCAGCCUCUUCAAGAAAGGCCUGAUUUACAAGCGUGGGGGCGUGGCCUCUGGUCUCAAACAUGUGGAAACCAACACGUAUGAUGUGCAGCGACUGCUACACGUGAAGGGAAGGAAACAUGUUUACGCUGGAGAGGUGGAAAUGGCCUGGACGAGCUUCAAUAAAGGAGACGUCUUCCUGCUGGAUCUUGGCAAACUGAUCGUCCAAUGGAACGGCCCCCUCAGCAACCGCAUGGAGCGGCUCAAGGGGAUGCAGUUGGCGAAGGAUAUCCGUGACCGUGAGCGCGGUGGGCGGACUCAGAUCGCCAUUGUGGAGGGAGACAACGAAACGGCGUCACCACAGCUGAUGAGGCUGAUGUAUCAGCUCCUUGGUGAACGGCGUGAGAUCAAACUGCCGAUCCCCGACGAGUUGGUGGAUUGUAACCAGAGAACCGCCGUCAAGCUUUACCAUGUCUCCGACGCAGAUGGUAACCUGAUGGUGCAUGAAGUGGCCGCUCGACCUCUGACCCAGAAUCUUCUGAACAGCAAUGAUUGUUACAUUCUGGACCAGGGAGGCAUUAAAAUCUUCGUGUGGAAAGGGAAGCUGGCGUCUAAGGAGGAACGGCAGCUGGCAAUCACCAGGGCGCUGGGCUUCAUUCGGGCCAAGGGAUAUCCGCUGUCCACCAACGUAGAGACGCAGAAUGAGGGCGCGGAAUCCGCUAUCUUUAAACAGCUGUUCCAGAAGUGGAUGGUCAAAUACCAGACGGUCGGAUUGGGCAAAACCCACACCGUGGGCAAAAUAGCUAAAGUGGAACAGGUGAAAUUUGACGCUAUGGAGAUGCACGCCCGGCCCGAACUGGCCGCUCGGCACCAGAUGGUGGAUGAUGGAUCGGGCGAUAUAGAGGUUUGGCGUAUCGAGGACCUGGAGUUAGUGCCGGUGGAGCGACGCUGGCAUGGCCACUUCUACGGUGGUGACUGUUACCUGAUCCUGUACACGUACCGGCCGCACAGCAGGAACCAUUACAUCCUCUACAUCUGGCAGGGCCGGCACGCCAGCCAGGACGAGAUCACAGCCUCAGCGCUCCUGGCAGUAGGUUUGGACCAGCAGUACGGAGGUGAGCCUGUGCAGGUGCGAGUGACCAUGGGCAAGGAGCCCCAGCACCUCAUGUCCAUCUUCAAAAACAAAUUCAUCGUUUAUGAGGGAGGAACGUCGCGGAGUUGCCGUGUGGAGCCCGAGCCCGGGGUCAGGCUUUUCCAGAUUCACGGCCGCAAUGAAUAUAGCACCAAGGCCUUCGAGGUGCCGGCUCGCGCCUCCUCCCUCAACUCUAAUGACGUCUUUGUUCUCAAUUCCGACCUGUGCUGCUACCUGUGGUAUGGAAAGGGCUGCAGUGGUGACGAGAGGGAAAUGGCCAAGAUCCUGGCUGACAUCAUCGCCAAGCGGGAAAAACCCACGGUGUAUGAGGGGAAGGAGCCGGCCAACUUUUGGGCUGUGCUGGGAGGGAAAGCUCCGUACUGUAACGACAAGAGGUUUCAUGAGGAACACCAGAUGGUUAGCCCUCGCCUGUUUGAAUGCUCCAAUCAGACCGGCCGCUUCAUCGCCACGGAAAUCAUGGACUUCGACCAGGAAGAUCUGGACGAGGACGAUGUCAUGUUACUGGACACUUGGGACCAGGUUUUCCUGUGGUUCGGCAAAGGAGCCAAUGAGACGGAGAAGAAGAACGCUUUGGUUACCGCUCAGGAGUACCUGCACUCUCACCCCAGCAAGAGAGACACGGACACCCCCAUCAUCAUCGUCAAGCAGAGCUUCGAGCCCCCAACAUUCACCGGCUGGUUCAUGGCCUGGGACCAUCACAAGUGGGCUGGCAGGAAAUCAUACGAUGAGCUGAAGUUUGCGCUGGGAGACCCGACCGGGCUGAACGAUUUGAUGAAUGAUAUGCGGAAACUCCAUCUGUCGUGCAGCAAAAUGCCCACGUUUCAGGCCCCGACAAGCAACUUCUCGGCCCACCUGCUCGUCAACAUAGAGCCUGAAAACCUUCCUGAAGGCAUCGAUCCCACAAGGAAAGAGGAAUACCUGUGUGAUUCUGACUUUCGAGGCUGUCAUGGGGAUAUCACGAGUGAGCUUCAACGCCAUGCCUGAGUGGAAACAGAGAAACCUGAAAAAAUCUAAGGGAAUGUUCUAACCCCCCUCCCCUCCAACCUACCGAGCCUGAACCCCUUUAAUCGCGCUGCUUCAGGGGAAACCGCAAACCCCGCUAAUCACACCUCACUUCCCACAGCCGGCAGCUCACUUUCUGAUCAUUUAUCCACAAAACCACAACUAUAACUGAUAAAAGUGUGUAAAUCACUAACACGGGUGUGUAAAUCACUAACACAGGUGUAAAUCACUAACACGGGUGUGUAAAUCACUAACACGGGUGUGUAAAUCACUAACACGGGUGUGUAAAUCACUAACACGGGUGUGUAAAUCACUAACACGGGUGUGUAAAUCACUAACACGGGCGUGUAAAUCACUAACACGGGCGUGUAAAUCUCUCAACACGGGUGUAAAUCUCUAACGGGUGUGUAAAUCUCUAAUACGGGUGUGUAAAUCUCUAAUAAAAGAAUAAAGUGGGGUCUGAGGGUUAGGGGAGGGUCUGGCAUUUCUGCCCCCAAAACAAUUCAGGAUCAGCUUCUUGAUGUGAACGGUUAAUUGACGUGAAUGGUUAACAUUGAGUUAUGAUUAUGCAGUGAUGUGCUGAUGUGCUAUUUGCAGGUAUUUAUGAAUGUGAACAAUAAAAAGCUGACAGAU